Solanum pennellii is the source of this 1059-nucleotide messenger RNA. RefSeq lists its product as uncharacterized. NCBI's taxonomy places the organism in Eukaryota, Viridiplantae, Streptophyta, Magnoliopsida, Solanales, Solanaceae. The record is from RefSeq and is a predicted model, not a curated record. Gene Ontology annotation, biological process: mRNA splicing, via spliceosome. The transcript has 5 exons. Gene Ontology annotation, cellular component: U12-type spliceosomal complex. The coding region runs from base 185 to 811 and encodes 208 amino acids.
CUCAUUCUCUGUGUUUAUUAAAAAAUGUCCUCAAAUCAAAACAAUUUCUUCAACAAUAAACCAAAGCAAGCCCCUUUGAAAUAGAAUGGUGAAGGGACCAAAAAUGGUGUUAAUGAAUCAAUGUACAAGUCAGAAAUAAGAAGAAGAUUAAUUGAAGGUUUGCAUACUAAUAAUAAUAUUAGUCAUGCAGACCUCAAACAUAAUGGAGGACGAAGAUGUUAGCCCGAACGCUUCAUUACAAAGGAAUGGAUCAUUUAUUUGUGUUGCAGCACCAUUCUUGUAUGAUAAGUUACCUGAGGAACCCCUUAAGCUUUCCAUCCUCAAAUUAGAUGGCUCUUCUUUCGAUAUUGAAGUGCCUAGAAAUGGUAACGUGGAUGAUCUCAAACGGUCCGUGGUAGAGGCCUUCAGCUAUUGCAAGAUUUCAUGGUUACAUGUAUGGGGGCAUUUUUGUCUGAGUUAUGACGGACAGAAACUACUUUCAGAUGAUGAUUUGAUAGGAACCUACGGGAUCAAGGAUGGCGAUAAGCUUAGUUUUGUGAGACAUGUGUCGGUUGGCCACAAUCCAAAAAUGACGCAAUCAGAGGUCAACCAUCAGUUUGAUCCCAAAGUAUCCAACGACUUUGAUGGGCUUAAAGGUGAAGAAGAGGAUAAUCAUCAUGACCAAGAUGAUGAAGACAACAGUUCAGAGGACGAGUAUAAUGGAUGUGGUGUUUCCAAUUGCCAGUACAGGUUAUUUCAUUUAUUUAGAGGAUUAUUCUCAUAUCAGAAACUGGAAAUGUCAGAAAGAAGAGCGGAACAGAAGACAGAGUAAUGCCAUCAAGAUUCAACAAUAUAUACUUAGGGAUCAGAGUUGUAAAAAAUAAGUAUUAUGACUUUGGUGGAAAUAAAGCAUGCACAACAAUAACCAACAAUUUUUGCAGUUCUAGGACUUGAACAUCUAUUGUAAUUGACAAUCUAUAGUAUUGCCUCUUUCCGGACAAUGCAAUUAUUUUUGAAAGAAAUUUUUUAUGUAUAUAUUUCGAAAGAUAAAUGGUUUAGUCCAUCAGUUAUUACAUAUCA